This is a messenger RNA of Bursaphelenchus okinawaensis, 1069 nucleotides long. The record is from the annotation of a GenBank genome assembly. NCBI's taxonomy places the organism in Eukaryota, Metazoa, Nematoda, Chromadorea, Rhabditida, Aphelenchoididae.
AUGUUACAGCUGCACGGUGCAGUCCCCAAGAAAAUCGCGCCCUUUUUAUUCCGCUGCACAGUGCAGAUUUCCCGCGCGAUCUCCCGAUACAGCCAACGAUGUGAGGAAAGAUUGCACAGUGCAAUCCCUUCAGUGCCGCACCGGUCGGUUGUCGCAGGUUUCAAUGACUUGCAACAGUCAAAAAAAAGUGUCGCAAUCCUUCCAUUGAACACAGUUGUGACUUGAGCGUUGCGACAACCGCGACACACUGUCGCAUCGCCAUUCGAAGCGCGACACGACAGUUUGUCGCAAAGCUUUGCACUUGCGACAUUGCGAUUUCCAUUGGGAUGUCGCCGAGUGCAAGCGACUGUCGCAGACCUUGUCGCUUGUCGCCCAAUUCUCGGCGCAACAGCGAUUUCUUCAAACUGCACUGUGCAGUUUUGUAACAUUCUUUUCGGGAAAGACUGAUACAAAUUGGUGGUGGAAUUAUUUUUCAAGCUGCUAUUUAUUGUAUUUACUCUAGUCCUACCCAAGCCUUAUUAUAAAUUAAGCUUUAGGCUUAGCUUUAGUUUAGCUCUAUCUUAAUCAUAAUUUUUAGUUUGAUCUUUAACCUAAGCCUGACUUUCAUCCAGUGCUUAAGCUCGUGCUUGAACUUGAGCCUGAUCCUGAGCUUGAGCCUAAGCCUAAGCCUAAGCCUAAGCCUAAGCCUAAGCCUAAGCCUAAGCCUAAGCCUAAGCCUAAGCCUAAGCCUAAGCCUAAGCCUAAGCCUAAGCCUAAGCCUAAGCCUAAGCCUAAGCCUAAGCCUAAGCCUAAGCCUGAGCGUGAGCCUGAGACUGAAGCUGAACCUGAGCCUGGGCCUGGGCCUGAGCCUGAGCCUGAGCCUGAGCCUGAGCCUGAGCCUGAGCCUGAGCCUGAGCCUGAGCCUAAGCCUAAGCCUGAGCGUGAGCCUGAGACUGAAGCUGAACCUGAGCCUGGGCCUGGGCCUGGGCCUGAGCCUGAGCCUGAGACUGAAGCUGCACCUGAGCCUGAGCCUGAGCCUGCGCCUGCGCCUGAGUCUGAGCCUGAGCCUGAGCCUGAGCCUGUGUUUUAG